This is a messenger RNA of Candidozyma pseudohaemuli, 2019 nucleotides long. It is a transcript of the gene KIC1, whose product is annotated as putative serine/threonine protein kinase. The transcript is spliced from 2 exons. Gene Ontology annotation, biological process: protein phosphorylation. Gene Ontology annotation, molecular function: protein kinase activity; ATP binding. The record is from RefSeq and is a predicted model, not a curated record. The coding region runs from base 1 to 2019 and encodes 672 amino acids. Lineage: Eukaryota; Fungi; Ascomycota; Pichiomycetes; Serinales; Metschnikowiaceae.
AUGUCUUCAAUAGAUUCAUACAAGCGAACCGAAGUAAUCGGUCAGGGAAAGUUUGGUGUGGUUUACAAAGGGUUCAAUGUCAAAACGAAAAAGGUGGUGGCCAUCAAGGUGCUAGAGCUAGAUACUCAGUAUGAUGAGGUGGUCGAUGUCCAGCAGGAGAUUCAAUUUCUCGCUGAUUUGAAAAACGCCCCCAACGUGACACACUAUUAUGGCUCUUUCCUUAGUGAUACGAAGCUUUGGAUUAUCAUGGAUUACUGUGCUGGUGGGUCUGUGCGUACGUUGUUAAAGGCUGGCGUCUUUGAAGAAAAGUAUAUUGCAGUUAUCGUCCGAGAGACCCUACUAGCCCUACUGGCUGUGCAUAAGUUGGGUGUCAUUCACCGUGAUUUGAAAGCAGCCAACAUUCUUAUCACCAAUGAAGGAAAUGUUCAGGUGUGUGAUUUUGGUGUUGCAGCACAACUUUCUGCUAACUCCUUGAAACGUACUACCAUGGCAGGCACGCCCUUUUGGAUGGCCCCUGAUGUCAUUCGUGAAGGUGACCAAUAUAAUGUCAAGGCUGACAUUUGGUCUCUAGGUAUCACAGUUUUCGAAAUAGCCACUGGUAAUCCACCAUAUUCGGAUAAAUCCUCCAACUGGGCGAUGACUAUGAUCGCUAAGCUGACCCCUCCCCGUCUAGAGGGAAGAGAAUACCCUCAAGCAUUAAAGGAAUGCAUUGCUCUAUGUCUUGACGAGAAUCCUGAGGAAAGACCAUCUGCUGAUGAAUUGCUGAAGUGCAAACUUGUGAAGCAGUAUAAAAGCAUGCCUACAAGCAUAUUGAAAGAGCUAGUCUCUAGAUACCUUUUAUGGCGUGAUAAAAACUCAAGGCGAGAUUCGGUCUUUUACAAUAUGAAUCAUGAUGAAAACAACGAGGACACAUCCAACGAAAAUCAACUUCAGGUCAAGUGGGAUUUCGACUCUUUGAGUAGCAAGGAAUACAUUAUGGAUAAUGAUAUCCAUAUCAAAGAGGUUGAGCAGCAUUUUCCAUAUCUUCGAGACGAUGAUCACGAAGAAACGCACGACUACACACUCACAUCUCAGCCUACCCACCAAGCUUCCACACUUCAUCCCAAUUCAAAGUACAGCUCUAACAGCAAUAAUAACACAAUUGCCCAACAAGCAUAUUCAGGUAAUGGCAAACCUCCCUUGGGCAAAACGGCGGUCGAUCAAUCGUCGAAUCGUCAUCCACCGGCCUCACCUUCCUCGAAUGUUCCCAAGUCUUUGAGGUCUCUUUUCGAGGAUGAUGACGAAACUUCAAAUCGUGAUGAUAACAUAUUUGAGGACCCACGUCUUCCCGCUUUGGCAUCCGUAAAAGAUUCCUACCGAACGGAAUCCCCAACGAUCGAGAUUCCAGACAUGGAAAGUUUGGCCAUCAUGUCCUCCACUAAUAAGGAAGCACAGAAAAAGCCCUCACUCAGAAUUCAAAUGCCCGUUCCCAAUUCCUCAGUCAAUCUCAUGUCCGCGUUAACCAGCGAGGAUGCGGAGAAAAAGGGUAUACUCAACAAUGCUUCCACGGGCCACAUCAAUUCCGAGAACAUCAACCAAUUUGGUAUUAACCCUGCCCUUGUGGGUAACGUUACGUCAAUGACUCCAGUCGCUGAAAAAGAUACACAGCUUGGUGAGCCGUUAGAUGUGAGAGACUUGCAACAGAGGCAACAGGCUUCCGUUCAGAAGAAAAUUUCAGCAAUGCUGGGGCCAAAAACUGCCCCCAUAAGCUCUUCAAAUGCUGGCGGAAACUAUUUCGUUACAAGAAAUCAUCCCUCUCACUCGAUCAGUGGAGGUUCAAGCAUAUCUGCAAGCACUACUCCAGUUAGUGCGAAGCAGCUUCCAAGAUUCCCACAGAUUCCCACAAUCAACAAUGACUUAUUUAGUGAUGCCUUUCCUAAAGCGAAAUUGACCGGAGAAUUGGAGCUGAUUCUUAAACUUUUCAGCCAAGGCUUGGAUGCCCUUGAAAGCAGCUUACAAGAGAGACAAUCAAAUAGUUAA